GAUCAACACAGAUGUGGCCGUCAUCUGUCUGAGUGACGCCGAUCUAUCGCAUUGAGGUGAGGGAGGGGACGCAGGAGGGCCUGAUGACAUCAGCAAUGAUAGCCUGUGUGGUUUCUGUGUGUUUGCGGCAGAUUUGACGCCUUUGGGUAUCGUUGUGCGGUUGAGGGAGAGAGGAGGAGAGCGCUCUGUCGUUGGUAUCGGAGACCAUCAUGGGCUGCAGUGCGACCAAGGUACGGGAAGGAAAGACAGCCGCUCGGAUGUUGACAGAUCGAUGAAGCGCCACAAAUCCAUUCACUGAUAUGAUGUCCGUGAUGUGUCUGUCGCGGAUGUGCAGAUCACGUCGGCUGCUGCUGAAGGAGGUGGUGGUGGCUCCAUAGCUGACGAGCCGUCCUCGUCGGCUGCGUCUGCCGCCAAUGGUAACCAACAAGUUCGCUCGAGAAAGGCACGACAAUGCCGGCACACAGCUGUCUGUCUGUUUAUGUGGCGUUUUGCAGGUGCGGUCAGUGCAUCGUCGGCGAACCACCACCAGCAACAGCAGCAUGAUCGCCUUAUCAGUGCCGCUGACGUGCCGCAACACCUCGCCCCGACGGUCGCCGAGUACGUCAGGAGUUACUCACAGCUGGAGGCCCUCAUCGACGCCCAUCCCACCCUCCGCACUCCCUCCCUGCUGCUGCCGAUCCUCAUACGACUGCUGCCCGUAGUGGUGGACGUGCCAGUGCCCCAGCUGGCCCUGGACGUGGCUGCUCCGGCGACCUCCCCUCAUGGCAGCGCCCUCUCCCGAUUUCUCCUGCCGCUCGUGAUGCGUUCGCUGGGGGUGCUGCUGCCUACUGUCGGCCUCGGCUCAUUCCUGAUGCGCAUAAUCCCCCAAUUGCCGCUCCCUCGAUCACUCAGCCACGGCUGCCGCAUGGCAAUCGCCAUCGAGCAGCUGACCCGCCGGCUGAAGAGGCUCGAGAGGGGCGGCGAUUGGGCCAGAUGGCGGCCUCACCUGGAGAUGCUGUACCUGCUGCAAGGCAGGAGGCCUGUGGUGCUGGGUGACGAGAGCUUCGGUGUGUUCGGCAGCCGGGCGGCCUUCGUGAUUGAGACAGAGGCGGUCCGGCAGUGGAAGAUACUCAGCCGGGGCGUCACUGUCACUGAUCAUGAUGGCCGGCACAGACAGGUGAUGGACGGCGACAAGGUGCGCUGCUACAGCUUCAGCCUCAGGCACUGGGGCUAUAGCCUUCCCACCCUCCUCCCCUCUGCCAGCCCCCUCUUCCCUCACGUACCAUUUGACCCCGCCGACCCGCCCACAGAGCGAGACGGCUUGACAUACCGCAGCUACACCUCAAUAAUGGCCUUCGUCCUGUUCUGCUGGCUCAGGUGUGGGGGCCACCUCCCUUGCAUCAGAUCCUGGAUUUCUUGGCGUCGUGACUCUGCUGCAUCCCGGCGUGUGAGGGAGCUGCUGGCGGCCUCUCCCAGCGAUGCGGCACAGUGGGGGGCGGGGGCGACCGUAUUCGACAGGAAGGAUGGGUAUGAACGGCAUUAUCGUUUGGUGGUGCUGGGCAGUGAGGCGGUGGGCGAGGGGCACAUGGCGGUCAUUUGGCUGAGCGAUCGGGAGGGUCAUUCUAAGGAUGUCAUCAUACAUUCAACCGAGCCGGCCCCCCACGACCGCACACGCGAUAUCGUGAUGAGAGGUCUGGGGCCCCACCUGGGGGGCAUCGCGUGGUGGGAGGAGUGAGAAUGCUGAAUGGAUGGUAGCAGCAAGACGAUAGAUUGUGGUAUGUCCUGCCAGUCAGUGCAUGAGGGUCUCGGCCACCACUGAGCAGAUUGUCGAUCAUCGUUUUCAAGCAGCAGACCGACACAGACAGACAGACAGACAGACAGACAACGGGUUGUUGCCCAUCCUUCUAUCCAUCCAUCCAUCCUGUGGUAUGUCUGUCUGUCUGUCUGUCUGUGUGUGUGUGUGUGUGUGCAUUAUGGGGGACGGGAUGACGUGUGUGUGACUGACCACCAGGCGUCCUGUGAAGGGUUGCGUUGAUUGUGAAUGAAUGCUGGAGGGGAGGUGAGUGUGAAGCGACUGAGGAGGUGGAGGAAUGACAAAUGUGACGAUGUGUAUGUGUGUGUGUGAAUUUGUUUGUGAUCGAUCGACCAUUGCAAUGACGGACAGAGCAACUGAUUGUUUGUCCGUCUGAAUGUCUCUCUGACUCGCUGCCGUUCACGUUGCCUGCGCUUCUCUCUUGGUGAUCGAUGAGUGAGUUUGUUCAAGUGACUUCAAUCGACAAAAAAAAGCUGGCUUCUAGUCACCGAAGUGCAUAGAUACCGAGAAGAUCCCACAACGAGAUGAAGGCAGAAAGCCCGUCACGCCACUGCACUCAUCCACAGUGAGAGAGGAGAGAGAGAUACCGAUGAAAUAUACACUAGCAGAUAGACAACAGACGUACCUAUCGCUUCAUGAUCAUGAUGACAACUACGGACAGGCCGUGUGCGGUGUGGUUGUGUAGUCUGUGUGUAUGUAUUUUGUUCUACGUAGAACAAUGACUAUGUGUUCUGGUUUGCUGAACGAGGGGACGCACAGACGGACAGACAGAGAGACAAAUAGACAGACAGAAAGGGACCGUGACUGUCAGCCAGCCUCCAUGCGUCUGUGGGUCUGUGGGUCUGUCUGUGUCUGUCUGAGCUUUGCUUUGGUUUGGUGUGACUGAUCCACUUCCCCACGGACACAAAAGCAUCGCUGGCUACCUGUGGGUGGGGAAUGGCGAAAUCAGCCUGUGGACGAUCGAGUCCCCUGCUGCCGAUCGGUCUCAUCCGCUCGCUGUCCGCUAUCCAGUGUCGGUUGGUGCCGUCCGCCGUCUGCUGCGGCCAUUCGGUCUCGAGCGUGACG
This is a messenger RNA of Vitrella brassicaformis, 2857 nucleotides long. The record is from the annotation of a GenBank genome assembly. NCBI's taxonomy places the organism in Eukaryota, Vitrellaceae.